GUUUAAAAUAGUGUCCUAUCUCAACUCAUGCGACUGUUUUCAAACGGCGACACUUACCGAUUCGCCCUCUACAAAAGCAAAAAGUGGUCCACAAUUCUAGACUCACAAUCGAUUUUCUCAUUAGUCUUCCAAUUCAACAAACUUAGGGCUUUUUCUCCUCCUGAAUUUUAUUACAAGCAGAAACAAUGGAGUUAACAAAGGAAUCCGAGAGUUUGCUCGACAAAAUCCGACCACCUCGUCUCGAAGACGCAGGCCUCGAAGAUUGUGCACUGCCACCCGAAUCAAUCAAAGAAGCAUUUCUUAAAGCCGCAACUGCCGUACGAUCCAUGAUUUCAGCAUCGGACGACGAAGACGAAUCCGAAGGGCAGUGUGUGCAGACUCCGUUCCCAAUCGAGGGUUCUAAGGAUGCUCUUAUAGGAAUAACUGAGGGUAUUGAGGAAAAUCCAGGGAAAUGCAUUACUGAGAAGGGCAGCGGCGGCGAAGUGCCGGAGGGGACGACUGAUGUGGUGGUUGUAGACGGUGCUAAGGAUGAGAACAGCAGAGAUUUGGUCGGUGAGCCAUCUCUGCCGGAAGGCGGUGAAUCGUGUGUGGAUGGGUUGCAGGGGUUGGAGAUUGGAGGCAAAGGCGGAAAGAAAAAGGAAGUGAAAGAGGAGGAGGAGGAGGAAGAGGAAGAGGAAGGAAGUGAGAAGCCGACUCUAGUUGAAGGUUAUGUUGUAUGAAUGUAUUAAUGAUUGUACGAGAUAACUCUAAUUUUGUGUAAAUUUCAAGAAUAAUUUAGUACUAGUAGUACUAUUAGAUAUUAUGUAUCUGAAGCUUAAAAUGAUGGAUUUAUGUAAUCAUUGCCCUUUUUUACUCUA
Messenger RNA from Nicotiana tabacum (common tobacco), 857 nucleotides. RefSeq lists its product as uncharacterized. The record is from RefSeq and is a predicted model, not a curated record. Lineage: Eukaryota; Viridiplantae; Streptophyta; Magnoliopsida; Solanales; Solanaceae.